AUGGACUUCCAGGAAGAAAAUCAACAUGGUGUCUCAGUGGAUAUCCCGCCUGAGGAGGACAGACAAAUGGACAUGCAUGAAGUGUGGAUUCAUGCUGAGGUGCUGGUGAUUGACCCUUUGCUUCUUUCCUCAGGGCUGUGUCUGGGGCAGGUGAUACAGGCUCAGAAAGGCCUGCUGCCCAAGCCCUCCCUCCAGGCCCGGCCCAGCUCCCUUGUGCCCCUGGGGAAGCCGGUGACCAUCAGCUGCCAGGGCCCUCCAGGCGCGGACUUGUACCGCCUGGAGGAACUGAUAUCCCGGAAGUAUUUGGACCAGGCGGAGCUCUCCAUCUCGGCCAUGGAACAACGCUUCGUCGGACGCUACCGCUGCUCCUAUCAGAGCGGGACCAGCUGGUCUCCCCCCAGCAACCAGCUGGAGCUGGUUGCUACUGGAGUUUUCACCAAGCCCUCGCUCUCAGCCCAGCCCAGCACGGCAGUGGCCCCAGGAGUGGACGUAACUCUACGGUGUCUGAGCCAGUAUAGUUUUGACCAAUUUGCUCUGUACAAGGAGGGGGACACUGGGCCCUACAAGACACCUGAAAGGUGGUACCAGGCUGAUUUUCCCAUCACCACGGUGACUGCUGCCCACAGUGGGACCUACCGAUGCUACAGCUUUUCCAGCAGAUCUCCAUACCUGUGGUCGGCCCCCAGCGACCCCCUGGAGCUCGUGGUCACAGGGACCUCUAUUACCCCCAGCUGGUUGCCCACAGAACCACCUUCCUCUGUAACAGAAUUCCCAGAAGCCUCCAAGAAACUGAACCACUCACUCGUGAACGAAGUUGCCACCGCUGAAACUUCUAGGAAUAUCACCAUCCUUCCAAAGGAGUCAGACCCUCCAACUGAUCUUGCCUUCCAGUAUUACACUAGGAGCAAUCUGGUCCGGAUAUGCCUUGGGGCUGUGAUUCUAAUACUCCUGGUGGGGCUGCUGGCAGAAGAUUGGCACAGCCGAAAGAAACCCCUGAUGCACCGGGUCAGAGCUGUCCACAGGCCGCUCCCACCCCUCCCUCAGACCCAGAAGUUACACAGUUGUCAGGACGGGGGUCAACCAGAUGAUCAUAACUGA
Molecule: messenger RNA, 1098 nt
Organism: Lipotes vexillifer (Yangtze River dolphin)
Lineage: Eukaryota; Metazoa; Chordata; Mammalia; Artiodactyla; Lipotidae
Gene: GP6
Product: glycoprotein VI platelet
Exons: 9
Coding region: 1-1098 (365 amino acids)
Biological process (GO): immune response-regulating signaling pathway
Cellular component (GO): plasma membrane
Source: RefSeq, a predicted model, not a curated record